Messenger RNA from Diabrotica balteata, 2496 nucleotides. NCBI's taxonomy places the organism in Eukaryota, Metazoa, Arthropoda, Insecta, Coleoptera, Chrysomelidae. The record is from the annotation of a GenBank genome assembly.
AUGGGCAACCAAUUACAACUCUUCAAUCAACCAUACAGAUGGAUAAUAUGGGGUCGAACUGAUCACACUAUUUUUAAAAAUCUUUAUUUUCGUGUAGACAGUCAAAUAUAUUUAAUCGAGCACCCAAAACGAUGCUGUAAAAACGAUACGAGUGAUCCAGUUUACAAAAUAAAAUCACUAUAUAAACUUUCUGAUGCUCACUUGAAUGUAUUUGAAAACAAUUUGGUGGAAUGGACACCCCAAAAAGGCUUUUUAAAAUAUUCUACCGUAACUUUUUUUAAACAGAGAAAAAAUUUGAACCAUUUUAACUUAAAUGUGUCAUAUGUCAUCACUGACCCCGAUAGUUAUAAUCAUCUUGAAGAUUUCAGAAACAUACACAUCGAUGCGAUAUCGAAGCUAAAUUGGAUUAUAGUUGGGUUGUUAUUAUCGACAUUAAAUGCUUCUUCUACGAAUAUUUUUCAGUCUACAUGGGGAUAUAAAGAAGGAAAUUCCACUAUAUAUUCCGGAAUGAUAGGAGACUUGCAAUCAAAUAGAGCCGAAAUCGGAGGUACAGCUUUGUUCUUUACUAUAGACAGAGUUGACGUAAUUGAAUACGUAGCACCCAGUGCUCCUACUUUCAUGAAGUUCAUAUUUAAAGCUCCGCCGUUGUCAUACGUCUCAAAUGUUUUUACUCUACCUUUUGACACCUAUGUAUGGUAUUGCUGCUUUGCUUUAGUACCUAUUAUAUUUAUAGCAGUUUUUAUAAUAGUAAAAUGGGAGUGGAAAGAUCCAGUUUUCAAACUUAAAGUCGAAGAAACCCACUCGAACAGCAUUACCCCCUUAAGGCCUGGAUUUUUUGAUAUUCUGGUCAUGGAGCUUGGCGCAAUCACCCAACAAGGUAGUGAUACUGAACCAAAAAGCAAUGCUGGUAGAGCUGCCAUUGUAUUUACAUUUAUCGCAUUUAUGUUUUUAUACACCGCCUAUUCCGCUAACAUAGUAGCCCUUUUGCAAAGCACCACGGAGAGUAUUAAAACUUUGGAAGAUUUACUACGUUCCAGGAUGGGUUUGGGAGUUGAAGAUAUUGUUUAUGCACAUUAUUAUUUUAAGACUGCUGAUGAACCUACAAGAAAAGCCAUCUACCAGCAAAAAGUGGCACCGAAAGGUCAAAAACCAAAUUUUUUUACUAAAGAAGAGGGAAUAGCUAGAGUCCAGAAGGAGUUUUUUGGUUUUCACAUAGAACUUUCCACCGGUUAUAAAGUAAUCGCUGAUACUUUUAAUGAAAAUGAAAAAUGUAGUUUAAAGGAAAUCGAAUUUAUAAAAUUGCUAGAACCCUGGUUAUCCAUAAAGAAAAAUUCAGCUUAUAAAGAAGUUAUCAAAGUUGGGUUAAGAAAAAUUUUGGAAUCAGGAUUGCAAAGAAGAAAUACUAACCGUCUGUACCUAAAGAAACCCGUCUGCCAUAGCAAAGUUUACAUUACAACAACAUGGGAAGCUACUGAUCCAGUUUUCAAAAACAGCAAACAACACAGCAAUGCUGCAAAACUACAACCGGCGUGGUUUGAUAUUAUACUGAUGCAAUUAGGAGCCAUAACCCAACAGGGCGCUGAAGCUGAACCCAAAAGUAAUUCUGGAAGGAUGGUGUUUGUUUUUACUUUUAUUUCUAUUUUGUUUUUGUACACUGCAUACACAGCGAAUAUUGUAGCUUUAUUACAAAGUACAUCAGACGUAAUCAAGAAUUCGGAAGACUUGGUGAACUCUGGAAUAGGACUGGGAAUGCGGAAUAUUUCAUUUGUUCUGAGACUUUUAGCGACAUCUACAGACCCAAUCACAAAAUCUGUAUACCAAAAAGUGUCGGAAACAGGUCGAAGGUCUAAUAUACUAGAAUUGGAAGAAGGAAUGGAUAGAGUACGAAAGGAAUUUUUUGCUUUUCAAACUGAUCCAUCCGUGGCAUACGGUAUUGUUAAAAAAACUUUCCAAGAAAGUGAAAAGUGUGACUUAAGGCAGGCUAACCGACAAAAUCUUUUCCGUUCCCCAUUUACAUGGAUUCUUUGGGGACAUGACCACUAUCAAAAUAUGCAAAAUAUGUAUUUUAGAAUUGACAGUAAAAUAUUUACUAUUCACAAACUGAAAAAUAAAAAUAUGCGUUCAAUUAAGUCUUUGUACAAACUAAAUGAUUAUUCUAUAGAAUUUACGGAAGAUUUGAUAGCGGAAUGGGAGCAUAGACAUGGAUUUUUAUGGUAUAAUUACUUAACAUAUAGAAAUAGAUCCAACUUAAUGGGUAUGGAUAUGAAAAUAUCGAGUACUGCAUUUUUUGCUGAUGUAAAUAAUCAUUUGGACGAUUUUAAGGAAACACAUUCGGAUGCACCGUUGAAAGUCACUACAGCCAUGCUAAAAGUUAUCACAGAAAUGGUUAAUAUUACUCCAGUAAUGGCGCAUGAUAGUGGUUCCAAUAAAUGCAGCGGAAUGAUUGAAGAUUUGGAAAGUGGACUAGCGGAUCUACCAGGCAAUAAUCUAUGUUAA